AUGUCAUCAACCUCCAAAACCCCCAAACAAAAUCACAGAUCCACCUCAGCAUCCAUAACGUUACCCUCCAACUCCCCCACCCACAAUGCCUCAGCCCAACAGACCGAAAUCAUAAUAAACGUCUACGACCUCCUACCCCCCGGCCGCCUCUCCUCCCUCCUCUGGACCCUCGGCGGCAGCCUCCUCCACUCAGGAAUCUGCAUCUCCAACCGCGAAUACGCCUACGGCGGGCACCCGCAACGGGGAGUCACGGGAGUAUACUACACCCGCCCCAAAUACCUGCCUCCAGGUGGAAGAUUCCGCUGCUCGAUCCUAGCGGGCCUCAGCCUCUGCACACCCGGCGAAAUCUCCGCGAAAAUCCAAACCGUAUCCGAAAGUUUUCUCGGCACGGAUUACCACCUGCUGACGAAUAACUGUAAUCAUUUUACGAAUGCUUUGUGCGAGGCGUUGACGGGGAAGAGUGCGCCGGGGUGGUUGAAUCGUGCGGCGGCGAUUGGGGUUGCGUUGCCGUGUGUGGUUCCGAAGGAGUGGAUUUGUCCGCCGGAUGUGGAGACGCAGGAGGGGGAGCUUGUUGGAGAAGAGGAAGAGGAAGAUGAUGAUGAUGUUCAGGAUGAGAGGUCUGGGAUGUUGAAUGAUCAUAGGAGGAGACGGAGGAGGGAAGGGCGGAGGACAAGGGAAGAGGGGGAGGAUGUUGGACUUCUGGUGAAUCGGACGGAUUCUGCUGGGAGACCUUUGCCAGCAGCGGAAAGGGCGCCUGUUCCGAAGACGACGACGAUGACGAGCAAGUGA
Pseudocercospora fijiensis CIRAD86 is the source of this 789-nucleotide messenger RNA. RefSeq lists its product as uncharacterized. Gene Ontology annotation, biological process: protein deubiquitination. Lineage: Eukaryota; Fungi; Ascomycota; Dothideomycetes; Mycosphaerellales; Mycosphaerellaceae. The record is from RefSeq and is a predicted model, not a curated record. Bases 1 to 789 code for a protein of 262 amino acids. Gene Ontology annotation, molecular function: deubiquitinase activity. The transcript has 3 exons.